Yamadazyma tenuis ATCC 10573 is the source of this 6384-nucleotide messenger RNA. The record is from RefSeq and is a predicted model, not a curated record. Lineage: Eukaryota; Fungi; Ascomycota; Pichiomycetes; Serinales; Debaryomycetaceae.
AAAUCCAACCUUACCCAGCUCAUUUCUUCCUUCAAGCCAUCUAAGUGGAAUCAAUCAUUUAGUUAGCCAAGGUACCAUAGAAAUAGAAGGCACUCAUUCACUUGAUUGCAUCUGAGCCCCAUCCAUCCCCAAUUUAAUCCCAAAUUCUGUAAUAUACUUGUCCAUUUGAUAGAUCUCAUAAUCAUAUUUAUAAACAAUCCCCAAAAAAAAACUCCAAAAUCCAACAAAAAAAUAACCAAAUCCAUCCCCUACAAUGAGCAGAGAGUUCCCAUUUUCCAGUGCUCCCCUAAGGGCUGUCAAAGAAGUUCAGUUUGGAUUGUUAUCCCCUGAAGAAAUCAGAGCUAUUUCAGUGGCCAAAAUCGAGUAUCCAGAAACAAUUGACCAGUCUACCAAAAAACCAAGAGAAGGUGGGUUGAACGAUCCGCGGUUAGGUUCGAUUGAUAGAAACUUUAAGUGUCAAACUUGUGGUGAAGACAUGGCGGAAUGUCCAGGUCACUUUGGUCAUAUUGAAUUGGCCAAGCCGGUGUUCCAUAUUGGAUUCAUUGCCAAAAUCAAAAAGGUGUGUGAAUGUGUUUGCAUGCACUGUGGUAAGUUGUUGCUUGAUGAAUCCAAUGCUGCCAUGGCUCAAGCCAUCAAAAUCAGAGACCCAAAAAGAAGAUUCAACGCUGUUUGGGCUGUUUGUAAAACCAAAAUGGUUUGUGAAGCUGACCCUGAGGAUGACGGUGAAAACGCUUCGGUGAAUACAGGUAGAGGUGGUUGUGGCCACGCUCAGCCUACUGUUCGUAGAGAUGGUUUAAAGCUUUGGGGUACUUGGAAGCAAGGUAAGUCAUCUGAAAGUGAAGACCAACCCGAAAGACGUCUUUUAUCUCCAACCGAAAUCUUGAACGUAUUCCGUCAUAUUAGUUCCGCUGACUGUCUCAAAUUAGGGUUCAACGAAGAUUAUGCUAGGCCCGAUUGGAUGCUUAUUACUGUCUUGCCAGUUCCUCCUCCACCUGUUAGACCUUCUAUUGCUUUCAAUGAUACUGCGAGAGGUGAGGAUGAUUUAACUUUUAAGCUUGCUGACGUUCUUAAGGCGAAUAUCAAUGUUGAGCGUCUUGAAAUGGAUGGCUCGCCUCAACAUGUAAUUAGUGAAUUUGAAGCUUUACUUCAAUUCCAUGUGGCUACUUAUAUGGAUAACGAUAUUGCAGGUCAACCGCAAGCGUUACAAAAGACUGGUCGUCCAAUAAAAUCCAUCAGAGCUAGAUUGAAGGGUAAGGAAGGAAGACUUAGAGGUAACUUGAUGGGUAAGAGAGUGGAUUUUUCGGCUCGUACAGUUAUUUCUGGUGAUCCAAACUUGGACUUAGAUCAAGUUGGGGUUCCACUUUCUAUUGCAAGAACUUUGAGUUAUCCCGAAAUUGUUACUCCUUUUAAUAUUCACCGUUUAACUGAAUUUGUCAGAAACGGACCAAAUGAGCAUCCAGGUGCAAAAUACGUUAUCAGAGAUAGUGGUGAUCGUAUCGAUUUAAGAUAUAACAAAAGAGCUGGUGAUAUUGCUUUGCAAUAUGGUUGGAAGGUUGAGAGACAUUUAAUGGAUGAUGAUCCAGUUUUGUUUAACCGUCAACCAUCUCUUCAUAAGAUGUCUAUGAUGGCUCACAGAGUUAAGGUUAUGCCUUAUUCAACCUUCAGGUUGAACUUGUCCGUCACUUCUCCAUAUAAUGCUGAUUUCGAUGGUGAUGAAAUGAAUUUACAUGUUCCACAAUCCCCUGAAACCAGAGCUGAGUUGUCCCAAAUUUGUGCCGUUCCACUUCAAAUUGUUUCUCCACAAUCAAACAAGCCUGUCAUGGGUAUUGUACAAGAUACUUUGUGUGGUAUUCGUAAAAUGACUUUACGUGACAACUUCAUUGAAUACGAUCAAGUUAUGAAUAUGUUAUAUUGGAUUCCUGACUGGGAUGGAGUUAUCCCCCCUCCAGCCGUUGUUAAACCAAAACCUAUGUGGACCGGUAAGCAAUUACUUUCUAUGGCUAUUCCAAAGGGAAUCCACUUACAAAGAUUGGAAAGUAGUUUGUCGAGUCCUAAUGACAAUGGUAUGUUGAUUGUUGAUGGUGAAAUAAUGUUCGGAGUUGUUGACAAGAAGACUGUGGGUGCAACUGGUGGAGGUUUAAUCCACACUGUUAUGAGAGAAAAAGGUCCUCAGAUGUGUGCACAGCUUUUCAGUAAUAUUCAGAAAGUGGUUAACUUCUGGCUACUCCACAACGGUUUCUCUAUCGGAAUUGGUGAUACAAUUGCCGAUUCAGAUACUAUGAAGGCUGUUACAACGACGAUCGAAGAUGCAAAGACUAAGGUGCAAGAAAUCAUAUUGAAUGCUCAACAGAACAAGUUAGAACCAGAACCAGGUAUGACUUUAAGAGAAUCUUUCGAACAUAAUGUUUCCAGAGUUUUGAAUCAAGCCAGAGAUACCGCUGGUCGUUCCGCAGAAAUGAGUUUGAAAGAUUUAAAUAACGUCAAACAAAUGGUGACCUCCGGUUCUAAGGGUUCCUUUAUCAACAUUUCUCAAAUGUCUGCUUGUGUUGGUCAACAAAUUGUUGAAGGUAAACGUAUUCCUUUCGGUUUUGCUGAUAGAACGUUACCACAUUUCACCAAGGAUGAUUAUUCACCUGAAUCUAAAGGGUUUGUGGAAAACUCGUAUUUGAGAGGUUUAACCCCUCAAGAAUUCUUCUUCCACGCUAUGGCUGGUAGAGAAGGGUUGAUCGAUACCGCCGUGAAGACCGCCGAAACCGGUUAUAUCCAACGUCGUUUAGUCAAGGCAUUGGAAGAUAUUAUGGUGCACUAUGAUGGUACUACCAGAAACUCUUUAGGUGAUAUCAUUCAAUUCAUUUACGGUGAAGAUGGUAUGGACGGUACACAAGUUGAAAAGCAAUCUGUUGACACUAUUCCAGGUGGCGACAUUGCUUUCGAAAAGAGAUAUAAGAUCGAUCUUCUUAAGGAUGAUCUUGCUAUCGAAUCAGCCAAGGAGAUCAAAGGUGAUGUUGAGUUACAAAGACUUGUUGAUGAAGAAUUUGUUCAAUUGAAGAGUGACCGUCAAUACUUACGUGAAGUGUGUUUCCCAACAGGUGAUUCUAGUUGGCCACUUCCUGUGAACUUGCGUCGUAUUAUCCAAAAUGCUCAACAGAUUUUCCAUUCUGGAAGACAAAAGGUUUCUGACUUGAAGUUAGAUGAAAUUAUUUUGGGAGUUCGGGAACUUUGUAACAAUCUUCUUGUUGUUAGAGGUGACUCUGUUCUCGCCAAGGAAGCUCAAGAAAAUGCCACUUUAUUGUUCCAAUGUUUAGUUCGUUCUAGACUUGCCUCGCGUCGUAUUAUCGAAGAGUUCAAAUUGAACAAGGUUUCGUUUGAAUGGGUUAUGGGUGAAAUUGAAAACCAGUUUCAAAAAUCUGCAGUUCAUCCCGGUGAAAUGGUUGGUGUUAUUGCUGCACAAUCUAUUGGUGAACCUGCCACUCAGAUGACAUUGAACACUUUCCAUUAUGCCGGUGUGUCAUCGAAGAAUGUGACAUUGGGUGUUCCUCGUCUUAAGGAAAUUUUGAACGUUGCCAAGAACAUAAAGACUCCGGCUCUUACUGUUUACUUACAACAAGAUAUAGCUGAAGAUAUUGAAAAGGCCAAGGUUGUUCAGUCUGCGAUUGAACAUACUACGUUGAAGAAUGUUACUUCUGCCACCGAAAUUUUCUACGACCCUGAUCCAAGAAGUACGGUUAUUGAAGAAGAUUAUGAUACUGUGGAAGCUUACUUUGCUAUUCCCGAUGAAAAGGUUGAAGAAUCUAUUGAAAAACAAUCACCGUGGCUUCUUCGUCUUGAAUUGGAUAGAGCAAAGAUGUUGGAUAAACAAUUGACUAUGUCUCAAGUUGCUGAGAAGAUUUCUCAAAACUUUGGUGAAGAUUUGUUUGUCAUCUGGUCUGACGAUACGGCUGACAAGUUGAUCAUCAGAUGUAGAGUUGUGAGAGACCCCAAGUCUUUGGAUGAUGAAGACACCGAGGAAGAUCAAAUAUUGAAGAGAAUUGAAAGUCAUAUGUUAGAAUCGAUUUCUUUGAGAGGUAUUCCGGGUAUCAUUAGGGUGUUCAUGAUGCAACAUAAGGUCAACUAUGUGGAUGAUGCCGGAGAAUUCCAACAAGGUCAAGAAUGGGUUUUGGAGACCGAUGGUGUUAACUUGGCUGAUGUCAUGAGCAUUCCAGGUGUUGACUCUUCCCGGACUUACUCCAACAACUUUAUUGAGAUUCUUUCCGUGUUGGGAAUUGAAGCUACCAGGUCGGCCUUGUAUAAGGAAAUCUUGAACGUUAUUGCUUUUGAUGGUUCGUAUGUGAACUACCGUCAUAUGGCUUUAUUGGUGGAUGUCAUGACUUCUCGUGGUCACUUGAUGGCCAUCACUCGUCAUGGUAUAAACAGAAAUGAUACAGGGGCCUUAAUGCGUUGUUCUUUCGAGGAGACUGUCGAAAUCUUACUUGAAGCUGCUUCGGCUGCUGAAUUGGAUGACUGUAGAGGUAUUUCUGAGAACGUUAUGUUGGGUCAAAUGGCCCCAUUAGGAACCGGUGCUUUUGAUGUCAUGAUUGAUGACAAGAUGUUGAAAGGUGCUGAUGCCAAUGGAGGCCUCGAAGACUUUGAAGGUGGUGCUACUCCAUACAAGGAUUAUAGUAUGGAAGAUGAUAAGAUUCAAGGAUUUGACGAAGGUGCUGCUGGAUUUUCCCCAAUCCAUACUGCCCAAGUUAAUGAAGGUUCUGGAGGUUUGACGUCUUAUGGUGGAGUUACCUCCCCAUCUCCAACAUCACCAUUCUCGUAUGGUGCUACCAGUCCAGGCUAUGGUGGUGCAGGUCUCACGAGUCCAGGUUAUGGAGGAGGUCCAACGAGUCCAUCGUAUCCUCCAACAUCACCUUCGUACUCGCCAACGAGUCCUUCAUACUCUCCUACUUCGCCAUCUUACUCACCAACGAGUCCUUCUUACUCACCAACGAGUCCAUCGUACUCACCAACAAGUCCAUCGUACUCACCAACGAGUCCAUCGUACUCACCAACAAGUCCUUCUUAUUCGCCUACGAGUCCUUCUUAUUCUCCAACCAGUCCUUCUUAUUCGCCUACGAGUCCAUCAUACUCACCAACGAGUCCUUCUUACUCACCAACGAGUCCAUCGUACUCACCAACAAGUCCAUCGUACUCACCAACAAGUCCAUCGUACUCACCAACGAGUCCAUCGUACUCACCAACCAGUCCGUCGUACUCGCCUACGAGUCCUUCUUAUUCUCCUACUUCACCUUCCUACUCACCAACAUCCCCAUCCUAUUCUCCUACCUCACCUUCUUACUCACCAACAUCCCCAUCAUACUCACCUGGAAGCCCAACCUACUCUCCAAGUGCUGCUAAGAAGGAAGAUGAAGAAGAAUAGAGUGCGUGAUGCUUGAGUUUGCCGUUGUAUGCUUUGUAAAUUUGUUUAGUCCAGAUCCAAGUAAGGUUCAAUAAAAGAUACGUUUCGACUGUUGGUCUCUCCCGUAGCUUUUCGCAGCAGCUUUUGCAGCAGUAAGAGAUGCGAAAGAUUUUUCAACGGAAACUAAAUGUCAUCUAAGUCUAAACGGACCCAAGCACCGAAUCCUCCCGAUCUGUCAUCGUCAGAGUCGAAGACUGGAAACUCGAAUGGUAAGAAGGUGACCAAACCAACCGGGAACUCCUUGAAAGAACGAGAAAAGAGGAAAAAACAAGUAUUCAAACCGGUGCUUGAUAAUCCGUUUACUCAAAUACAAUGGCCAUUUAUCGAACCUGAAUUGGGAUCUCAUGUUGUUGAGUCACUUGAGGUGUUACUAACACCAGUUGGACAAUAUCAUAAGAAUAUAACCGCAAAAGGUGCACCAAUGCCCAAGUUUUUGGAUGGGUUUACAUUUGGAUUCAAUCCUACCACCGAAGCAUUGGAACGUCAAGCCAAUACAAAGCACCCCGAUGCAGACAAACAAAUACGAUACGUAUUUGUUUGCAGGUAUGAUAUCAUCCCCAGCAUAUUGACUCAGCACUUUCCAGUGUUGACCUAUACGGCUCUUCGAAAUUCCCAUCAUACGAUAAAACUUAUUCAGCUUCCCAAAGGGGCCAUUGAUAGACUUUCACAGGCAUCAGGGAUAAAUGACCUUUCAAUAUUGUCAGUUACAGGCAACGCUCCUGGAGUUGAAGGGUUUUUUGACUUGUAUAAUAGUGUCCCAGAGGUGCAAAUUCCCUUUUUGGAGCCGAUUUUGAAGAAAAGGGGUAAUUUCAAGUCUCCAUUGAUCAAACUCAUUUCCACAUCGGCACCUGUUGGCAGCUCCUCGAAAAAGAAGCCUCAAAAAUAAUUAAAUUUAUUAGACUCUACUUAAAGAUUUUAAUUAAUGUGUUACGACUAGCCUG